Papaver somniferum (opium poppy) is the source of this 1365-nucleotide messenger RNA. Its product is annotated as vacuolar iron transporter homolog 3-like. Bases 280 to 1083 code for a protein of 267 amino acids. Lineage: Eukaryota; Viridiplantae; Streptophyta; Magnoliopsida; Ranunculales; Papaveraceae. Gene Ontology annotation, molecular function: iron ion transmembrane transporter activity; manganese ion transmembrane transporter activity. The transcript has a single exon. Gene Ontology annotation, biological process: intracellular manganese ion homeostasis. Gene Ontology annotation, cellular component: membrane. The record is from RefSeq and is a predicted model, not a curated record.
CAAGAACAGCAAGAGAAGAAACCGCAACCGGACACGUAAACAUAGAGUUCUACGUCUAAUCUUUGUAUUCCAUCGAAUAACACCUUUGGUUCUCAGAUUCCUAAGAAUCUCAGCUGACAGGGUUUAAAAUCUGUUGUAAAAAAAAAAACCUAUAUCAACGUCUAAUGGCAUGUUCAAAGUGUGGCCUAACAUGCCAAGCCACACUCCCAUCUUCCACUACUAAAAAUUUCCCAAACUUCAUCUUCCACUACUAAAAAUUUCCCAAACUUUUGAACUGUAAUGGCUUCGGAUACCCAAGGUACAAGUAAUGAAAAGAAGAUUCUGGUGGUCGAUGACGAUAGUGAACAAAAAUCAACCAAUCAUACCAAUCAUGUUCAACGAGGACAGUGGCUUCGAGCUGCAAUUCUUGGUGCAAAUGAUGGAUUACUAUCCACCACUGCACUCAUGCUCGGAAUUGGUGCGGUGAAGGAGGAUCGAUUGUCCAUAAUUCUCGCUGGACUUGCUGGUGCUGUUGCAGGAGCUUGCAGUAUGGCUGUUGGGGAAUUUGUAUCUGUUUCUACUCAAAGAGAUAUUGAAGAACUGGGUGGAACUCUGAAUCAAACUAAGUUAUCAAAUCAGGAUCAAGAAACACAAGAGAAUGUUAGUCAUACUAAUUUGGAUGUUUCACCAUCGACUUUGACAUACGGGAGGAGCUUACAAUCUUUCUCACCAGGGAAAUCUCCGUUGACGAGGGUAAUUUCGGAGGAUGGCAUAGUAAAAUUGAAGAAACAUGAUGAGAUCAUUGUGGCACUACCAAAUCCAGCACUAGCUGCCUCAGCAUCAGCUUUCGCAUUCUUAUUUGGUUCAUUAUUUCCACUGGCAACAGCUUUUCUAAUUAAAGAGGACAAAGCGAGAACCAUUUUGAUUCCUAUUGUUACAUCAAUAGCUCUAGCACUAUUUGGGGGGAUUGGGGCUCGUCUUGGUGGAUCGUCAGUCAGCAUUUCUGCUUUCAGAGUUGUUGUUGGAGGGUGGAUAGCCAUGGGUAUAAGUUAUGGAAUACUAAAACCUUUCCAUGUUGAAGAUCAAGAAACAGAUUCAACUUAGCACUGCUAUGAGCAGGCGUCUAUUUCAUAGAAGAAAAACAAGUUACUCAUGCCUUCAAUCAUGCUUGUGUUCUAUAUCAUAAGGAACGGAAAACUUUGAUCUUACCUCACAAAAUUUAUAGUCCUUGCUUAGUACUUACUCUGUUUCUGCAAAAAUGAUAGUAACACUUUUGCACAAACAGAGGGAGAAUACAUUUGGUGUCAGAACUGAACCGUCAUCUUAUCAUGUACUAUAAGUAUCGUCCUAGUGUUUGACCAGCAUUUUGUAUUCUGCUACUUUCGA